CUGCCUCUGCCCAGGCGGCCCAGGCGGAGAGGCACGCACGCACGCACGACCUGGCACAAACACCAGAGCCUGCCUUGGCCCUCGCCAUCUCCGUCUCCAUCUCCAUCCUCACCCAACAACCAACCCUCGUCUGGCCUGCAAGCAGCAUACCCAUACUGCCGCAGCCAUUCGUUCCGACACUCGUUAUAUCCCAUCGUCACAUCCCGCGACUUGCUCUUCGCUGUGCAGGUCUACUUUCUUCGCCUCUUGCCGCGCCAUUUCUGGUCGAUUUUAUUCCCGCGCCAAAACGACGACUUUUCAUCGGCUUUGACUCCCCUCCCGACACUCGCUGCACGUCUUCAUCUUCACCCGCAACGGUCUCGCUCACGAUGCUGAGGUCGCUUCCCUUGCUGGGCGCUGCCCUGCUCGGUGCCUCGACGGUCCUCGCCGUUGACGCAGCCCCAAAGUGCUCCCUCACCCAGAAGUGCCCCGAGUCGGCGCCGUGCUGCUCCCAAUAUGGCGCGUGUGGUGCUGGUGCCUACUGCCUCGGCGGUUGCGACCCCCGCAUGUCCUUCUCCCUCGACUCGUGUGUGCCUGCCCCCGUCUGCCAGAGCCGCACCAUGGAAAUGACCGACACCAAGCGCAUCGUGGACGUCUCAAAGUACCUCGGUGAUGCCUCCAAGGCCGACUGGGUCGCCCAAGGCUCUCCCAUUGCCUACAACGGCCACGUCCUGCUCACCAUGCCGCCUCGCAGCGUCGGCACUGUCCUUGCCUCCACCGUCUACAUGUGGUACGGCCGCGUCAAGGCCCGCAUGAAGACCGGCAUCGGUGCGGGUGUCGUCACUGCCUUCAUUCUCAUGAGCGACGUCAAGGACGAGAUCGAUUACGAGUGGGUCGGUGUCGACCUGACCACCUCGCAGACAAAUUACUACUACCAGGGCAUUCCCGAUUACACUCACUCCGGAAACAUUACGGGUGCCUCCGACACCAACGCGAACUGGCACGACUACGAGAUCAACUGGACCCCGGACAAGAUUGAGUGGCUCGUCGACGGCAAAGUGGGCCGCACCCAGCUCAAGAAGGACACCUGGAACAAGACGGCCAACCGCUACGACUACCCCCAGACACCCUCCCGUGUCCAGCUUUCCUUGUGGCCUGGUGGUGCCGACACCAACGCCCAGGGUACCAUUGACUGGGCUGGUGGCCCCAUCCAGUGGGACAGCCAACAGAUCAAGGAGAACGGCUACUACUACGCGUCGGUCGGCGAGAUCACCAUCGAGUGCUUUGGCGCCAAGAGCCCGCCCGGCUCGAACCUGCACACCAGCUACGUCUACAAGGACGCCAAGGCCACCGAGGACACCGUCGUCGAUGGCGAUGCCGGCACCAUCAUCAAGUCUCUGCUGGCCACUGGUCUCGACAUGAAUGCCGACUAUCCCAACAGCGGAGGCUCUGCGUCCAACUCGCCCACCCAGGAACUCAUCCCUGGUCUGAGUGGUGGUGGUCCUGGCACCAACGGCCAGGCCCCGGUCAACGACAACGGCGGCAGCGGCACCAGUGGCGGCAACCCUGCGGGCACCGACGUCGCGCCCCAGUGUACUGCUACGGGCUUUACUCAGAACUGCCAGGCGGCCAUGAACGGCAACGGCAACGGCGGUACCAGCGGUGCUUCUAAGCAGGACGUGUUUGUUGGCGCUAGCAUGUUUGGUGCCAUUCUGGCCCUGUCGGUUGCUCUGCUUUUGUAAGGCUGGCGGCUUGUGUUUGAGGUGUUAGUACAUAGUCGCUUGCAUACAGAGCAAAAUGAAACGAGACCAGCCGCGGGGAAUUUUGGACAGCAUGGAGAAAAAACAGCGUUGUGUACCUUAUGGAUUCUGGAUUUUGUUUCUAUGCGUUUCGAUCAUGGUUUUGCACACCCGACGUUCCCUUUGACGCGAGCUGUCCCCCCGCAUGGGAUGAUGUGCUCGGACAAACUCAUACAUACGUACGCUACUUAAUACCAUAAUAUGAAGUCAAA
Microdochium trichocladiopsis is the source of this 1990-nucleotide messenger RNA. RefSeq names its product glycoside hydrolase family 16 protein. Gene Ontology annotation, biological process: carbohydrate metabolic process; fungal-type cell wall organization. The record is from RefSeq and is a predicted model, not a curated record. Gene Ontology annotation, cellular component: fungal-type cell wall. Bases 369 to 1721 code for a protein of 450 amino acids. NCBI's taxonomy places the organism in Eukaryota, Fungi, Ascomycota, Sordariomycetes, Xylariales, Microdochiaceae. The transcript is spliced from 3 exons. Gene Ontology annotation, molecular function: hydrolase activity, hydrolyzing O-glycosyl compounds; chitin binding; glycosyltransferase activity.